Molecule: messenger RNA, 411 nt
Organism: Fraxinus pennsylvanica
Lineage: Eukaryota; Viridiplantae; Streptophyta; Magnoliopsida; Lamiales; Oleaceae
Source: the annotation of a GenBank genome assembly
AUGGCUCGUACCAAGCAAACCGCCCGUAAAUCCACCGGUGGUAAGGCCCCCAGGAAGCAACUUGCCACCAAGGCGGCAAGGAAGUCAGCCCCAACAACCGGUGGAGUCAAGAAGCCCCACCGUUACCGCCCUGGAACCGUCGCUCUUCGUGAAAUCCGCAAGUACCAGAAGAGCACAGAGCUUCUGAUCCGCAAGCUUCCCUUCCAGCGACUGGUGCGUGAAAUUGCUCAAGAUUUCAAGACUGAUUUGCGGUUCCAGAGUCAUGCCGUGCUCGCACUUCAGGAGGCUGCAGAGGCGUACCUUGUGGGUCUCUUUGAGGACACCAAUUUGUGCGCAAUUCAUGCCAAGAGGGUUACCAUUAUGCCCAAGGACAUUCAGCUUGCUAGGCGUAUCCGUGGUGAACGCGCAUAA